Messenger RNA from Marasmius oreades (fairy-ring Marasmius), 3265 nucleotides. RefSeq lists its product as uncharacterized. The transcript is spliced from 11 exons. Bases 578 to 1906 code for a protein of 442 amino acids. The record is from RefSeq and is a predicted model, not a curated record. Gene Ontology annotation, molecular function: oxidoreductase activity; zinc ion binding. Lineage: Eukaryota; Fungi; Basidiomycota; Agaricomycetes; Agaricales; Marasmiaceae.
CUUGGUCUCGUGAACCCGUGUACCUCGGUCGAUUCCUUGCGAAUGCCUUUCGUGUUCCCCAGAUCCACUACUACUGUCGUCUCCGUUCUCUUUUCUCGCCUUCAUCAGGAAGAGUUACAAGCCAGAAUGGCUACCAGAAUCAGUCUUUGAAUCGCGCAUUUCGUUUAAAAAUGAACUGGAUUUCGACCUUCGCUGAUACCUCUCACAAAGCUCAAACUACGGGAGACUGGUUAGAGGAUGAAGGCUGUUUGGCAUUGUUCAUUGCCACUUUCUGUAGCUGGAGCAUUGAUGUUUUAGUAUCCACCCUUGCAAGCUGACAGUCCUGGAAGACCGUACCGUAGGUGCUUCUAGCAAUCACCAGACGGAGUCAAACCUGGGAAGAGGGUCUCGAUGACGGUCAAUCCUGCAUCAUACCAUUAUCUUGCUCCGACACUAUUUCAACACUAUUUCCAUGCGUUUUCACAAGUCACGUCAUAAUUUUCAUCAUCCUUCCUGAUCCUCCAAUACUCCUCUCGAGAAGCCUAUAAAAAGUUUGCCUCGUUCCCUUCCAAAGAAAAUCCAUCUCGAAACUACCACCAUGCAAGCUACAACGAACAAACUUCAAGAGAAAAUGGGCACCAUGCCAACUGACGUUAAUCCGGAAUACAAACAUGCCGAAGGAGGAGAGAAGAUGAGAGCUCUUGCGUGGUUUGGGCCCAACGACGUGAGGAUGGUAGACGCACCAGUACCAGAUAUCACGGAGCCCAAUGAUGUUAUACUUCAAGUGACUGGAACUACGAUCUGUGGUUCUGAUUUGCAUUUAUAUCACGGUGAAAUCGCCACUUUGCAGCAGGGAGACAUUCUUGGCCAUGAGUUCAUGGGAAAGGUCUACAAGAUUGGGCCCAACGUGAAGAAUCUUAGUGUCGGCCAACGGGUUGUCGCCUCGUUCCAGAUCGCAUGCGGUAGAUGCGAGUACUGCCAACAGAAGCUCUCUUCAUUCUGCGACAGAACCAACAACUCUUCGUUACAAAACUACAUGUAUGGCCAACGCGACGCCGGGUUCUUCGGAUACUCCCACUUCACAGGCGGCUUCCCAGGAGGUCAAGCAGAGUACGUUCGAGUUCCGUUUGGGAAUGUCAAUCUUUUGCCAGUUCCGGAUGAUGUUUCGGAUGAACGUGCACUCUAUCUGUCAGAUGUGCUGCCUACUAGUUAUCAUGCAGUGGUGGAUACUGGUGUGAAGAAGGGCGAUGUUGUCGGGAUCUGGGGUCUAGGACCGAUAGGUCAGUGCGCUGCACGAUGGGCAUUGCUAAAGGGCGCAUCUAGGGUUAUUGGCAUCGAUGCUGUACCCUCAAGGCUGGCUUUUGCACAAAAAAAGACGGGGAUUGAGGUUAUCAAUUUCAAGGAAUUUUCCGACGUGCCAAAGCGGAUAUACGAGCUGGUGCCUCGAGGGUUAGACGUUGCAUUAGAUUGCGGAACCUUCCACGAGCCUAAAACGUUACUUCACAAGGCACAGAAGACGUUCAUGCUAGAAACGGAUGUACCGGAAACUAUCAACGAGAUGAUCGUGUCGGUGAGGAAAAUGGGUAGCUGUGGUAUAAUUGCAGCCUACUCUGGCUUUGCAAAUGGCGUCAAUGUGGGUGCGUUGAUGGAGAAAGGUGUUCGGUUGAUUGGGAACGGACAAGCACCCGUUCACAAGUAUUGGGAAGAAAUUCUGAACGAUUACGUCAAAACGAAGAAAUUUGAUCCUGCUUUCAUGAUCUCCCACCGAGUACCCUUUGAAGACAUGGCCAAGCUAUACUCUGCUUUCGACAAGAGGUUGGAUGGCGUUGAGAAAGUGUUUGUACCGACGAAGUUUUCGGGUUCUGCGGAUAUGUCGGACGGGAUUGGGCUGCCUGCAUUGAGGAGUGUUGAUGAGUGGACGGUCUGAACGUGGUCUGGCAAAGAAUGUAUACACUGCAAUGUAUCAUAGCUACUUUUUUUGGCACUAUUUUCAACGGCAUGAUUGGUCUAGUUCCGUACAAGUAUGAUGAACGUCAUGGCCAGCGUCGUAUGCCUCGAGGAAGCGCUUCUAAUUCGCAGUGCAUCCGGGUCGAUUGAUCGACAAGACGUUCGCCACCUUGAUACUGAUACUCUUUAAUGUCGAAUGGGUUCCAAGCGCCUGACAGUACAGGCUGGCCACGUCUCCACCUCUAUUCUCAGCCUUUCGAGAUGCAGGAGAGGAAGGGUCCUAGGACAUAGAGAUUGGUGGACGGUAAGGGGGAUCCGACUCGUUUCUUGUUUCACCUGAGUAGCGGAAACCGACGUUGAUUGACUGUGCUAGCGCUGCGACGGCCAUCACGGAACCAGGUCUUAAACAUCGUCAAUCAUGAAAUCUCCAUCAGUGGCAGAGCGUGCACCUUCUUGCAAUCCAGUGCCUUCAUCCCCAAGAUGACCUUCCCACUAAGGUCUACAUUGCUCUUCAGAAAAUGCGAGGCCCUUCCUCAGAUCACUAUCGGGGUUGUCGAUAGCUUUCAUGAUUUUCUUUUUCUCGUCUUUUGUCAAUCUCAAUCUUUCCCAGAUGUCUUCAUAUUCCGCAUUAUCUUCGUGUCAGAAUCGGAUUCCAAACAACAGGCAAAGCGACGCACCUAUAUCCCUUGGAAACGGUCCUCAAAGGUGUCAUCGUCAUUGUCAACCUCUUCAUCCCCAUCCUUAUAUAUCCCUUCGUCUUCGAGAUUACUCUCCUCAAAUCUCUUGGGAAUCUCCAGUUCCUCAGCAGAGUUUGAAGGUUCGGUAUCGAUCUCAUUCGCAAUUUUCUUCUUGUAAAAGCUUUCCGAGCAGUCAAAAUGAGCCUAAAUUGACAAAUGCAAGCACCAAGUCGGGAAGGAUUCGAUUUUCAGUAUGACCACAUACUGGAGACCAUGGGAUGUUGCAGCGUGGACACGUGUGUUGUGGUAGUUGUCUUCGACGUCUGUCCUGUCCUCCUUCAUGAGUGCUUGGACAUGAGCAAGAAAAUCACAUCAGGAAGACGGGGUCUAGGGCCACAUAACGCGUCACACCAAUUGCCGUUCUGCCACUUUCGAGUUGGUACUGUCAUCGAGUGGUUAGAAACACAAUGAUGCUUGCCAAGUCGCUGCUUGACCCUGAUAUUGAUGCGAAAUCUCGAUAUAAUUCAGAUCAUUGGAGUAUUAAUCCUGCCAGAAGGAUACAAGUAUGUUACCCAUGACUGAACUUCCCUCUCUGUUAAUGGCAGCAAGUUUGCCAGCGUCGACCCCGUCGGAGGCGAGACCAACAUUUGGGCUAAGCCAAA